AUGCUGAGAUCCACCGGCUUCUUCCGAGGGAUUGACUGCCCGUUUUACUCGGAGCUCAGCGACGGAAAAGGCAGCAGAAAUGGGUGCAACAGACCGUACUGUCACUUCAGACACAGCCAGCAGCGACGGCCGUCCUACGGAGCACCGGCAGAUGUUAAGAAGCAGAGGGAGCUUCACUCUGCACAGAAAGAACAAGGUUAUGAUCCAUUCAACCCAGAAGUCGUGAGGCCGCAGGAGCAGCAGAAUGGAAAGCCGGCUGAAUCGGGAGACCUCAGCGGCGCUCUGGAGAUGGUCAACAAGGCCAUCGAGGAGGUCCGCAGCGAGGUGGAGAGAGAGAAGCGGAAGCUCUCGCGGAUUGGGGAUGAACCGUACGAGCCCAGCAAGAGUGCCAAGUUGUCGCCACCUGACGCUGUUAAAAGUAAAACGCCACCUCCACACAUGGCCUACGACCCCGGGAGUUAUCAGAUGACAUCAGGAGGUUAUAAUCCCGCUCCCAGCUGCAGCAAGUACACCUUGGAUUCAGACAACCAGGGGAACAAUAGUAACUCCAUGGAAUAUGUUCCUACUUCGGUGAAAAAGCCUCGGACACACACGCACCAACUCCCCUCUCCUCCCCCUAGUCCGAAGUACUCCAACAGCACAUCCUCCUCAAAGUGUAAAUACACUGUGGACAAUUCAAGACCAUCUACAGAUAUGGAGUAUGACCCGCUGUCCAACUACUCGGCAGGAAUCGCAGCGAGAAACAAGAGGGACAAACGCGCACAAGCUGUUAAGACGGAGAGGAGCAAAACACACAAACUCCCGGGAUCAGAUUUGUCGGAUGAGGAGUUUGUCGUAGCUGUGAAAAAACCGCGGCAGCAGAGCGUAGACUCCAAAAAGUACACUUUCUCUGACUCUGAUGGGGAGAGCUCUGGAACAGAGUAUCGACCCACCUCGCUUAGAAAUCUCCAGCAGAGAAAAGGCAACGGUGGGUUGUUUUGGGACGCUGAGAAAAAAGAGAGAACUGGAGGUACGCUAAAUGCACUGACACAGAGGAAUAAAGAGGACUUGGCAGGGGACUCGGAUGUUCAGGUAGAUGUUAAACGAAAGGACAGCCUAGAGAAAAAGAAGGUUGCUAGUCGAACUAGUCACGAUAAAAGUGGCAAAUCUGAGAGAGCGCACAAACUUGAAAAAGAGGUAAACAAAACAACCGGUAGUAAAAGUAGUAGCAGCAGCAGUAAAGACAAAGGGUCAGUAAAGAACUUGAACCAGGACUCUGCAAAGAAGGAGAACAAGAGUCAUGGAAAGAGAGAUGAUAGGAAAAACACGGUUAAGGUAAAAACAUCUGAUAAGGUUCAGAGGGAAGGCAGAGACGAAAAGAGAAGCGAUGGUAAGAUCAAAGCUGUGGAAAAAGUAAAAACGGACUCUAGCAAACGAGAUAAAGAUACAGAAAAUGGUUCAAGGGAAAGCAAGAAACCCAAGUUAUCAGACAAGGAAAAGGAACUAAUCAAGUAUAAAGACCGCCAACACAAAAAUGGUAAACUUGAUAGCAGUAAAAAGGAUGUAAAGAAAGUUAGUAAAAGCAGUCCUGGUAGCGCGAGCAGUAGUAGUAACAGUAAAGGCAGUUCUGCAAACAGCAAAGAUAAGGUCAAACAAAAACUCAGCUCAUCAAACGGGAAAAGACUUGAGGACAAGCGGCGAAGUCAGAGUCUCAGCCACGCCGAUCUGUUUGGAGACGAGAGCCCGGAGGAGGCCGAACGGAUGGAGGUGGACGACGACGACGAGGAGCCCGAAGAAGUGCUGGUGAGAAAAUCUGCGGAUGCUCUAAAAAGGGGACGUCUGAACAAGAGGAAAGUGUCCGAGCUCACUCCGUCUUCCUCCGACGACGACGAGGGCGACCGCUACGUGGAGGGCAGCUCGGCAGGUAAGGACGAGGUCGACGAUGUUGGAAUGGACUUCUCUAGUUUCCAGGAAGAUCUGGACUUUGACUCAGAUCCCAUGGAGGAGUGUUUGCGGAUCUUCAAUGAAUCCAAGGAUGUGAAGAGGGAAGACAAGGGAAGGCAAGCAAAACAGCCCUCUAGGGAUUCAGAGGAGGAGAGAAGCACAGAGAGCACUUUAACCACCCUCUUCCCCGGUCAAAAGAAGAGAGUCUCCCAUUUUGUUGCCAAAGGAAAUAAUGACGCACCUUCUAAGUCUGCGGUGCGGCCGUACAGGAGACUCACGGCCCAGGAGGUCUGCUUCCAGCGUAUGCAGAUGGCACAGCAGCAAGCUGCUCAGCUUUCUGCUUCAGUCAAAGCUGCCUCACAGAGCUCCAGCUUCUCUGGAGAGAGGAAGAGAAUAGCGCACCGUCCCGGCCCACAGACUUCCUCCAAAACAAGUCCUGCAGAUGUUAAACCAACGGCCAGUCGAGUGUUGUCUCCCAACCAGACCCAUCAGACUGUCAAGGCCCAAACCACCGCCGGCAUCUUGUCCAAGACCGUGUCCACUGCCAUGCAGAGGAGGGUGGCACACACACCCACCAUGAAGAGUAGUUCAAUGAAGCGCCCUGUCAUCCCCACCGAGUUCGGGGCCAAAGUUCCCACCAACGUCCGCCAGCGCUACCUCAACGCUUUCAUAGAUGAAUGUGUCAAAUUCUGCCCAUCAGAGGACGUUGCCUUCCAGAUGGCGCUUGACGAGGAGAAGCUGGUGUACGAGCGCAGUAACAGUAAGAACAUCUACCUCAAUGUGGCUGUGAACACCCUGAAGAAGCUCCGCAGCAAGAGCACCUCCUGUCCAUCACCGGUCACCAAGGACCCGGGGUCGGUCCCCAACAGGAGGGCACAGUCCCACGAGGAAGUUCUGGGGGGUCGUCUCGCUGCUACAACCAGCUUCACUGUCAACAGGAUGGGUAAACAGCAGGAGGAGAAACUCUCUGGAGCGACACUGUACAGGAAGCUGAAGACGUACAUGAUGACGGAGGAGCAGCUCCAGGAGCACGGAUACCCGAGAAUAAACCCAGACGCUGCCGGCAAAGCCAUCAUAUACAACCUCCCAGAGAAAAAGGCCAUUGCAGACCCAUUCAACAAGGUAUGCUGUCGAUGUGGAGCGGAGUACAAGAUCAACGCCAACGGCAACUGUAUACGGAGAGAGGAAUGUAGCUUCCAUUGGGGACGAUUACGCAGACAUAAAGUCGCUGGAGGGUGGGAGACCAACUAUAGCUGCUGUGCUGCGGCCGUGGGCGCUCCAGGUUGCCAAGUUGCCAAGCAACAUGUUCAGGACGGACGUAAAGAGUCAUUAGACGGUUACGUCUCAACGUUCAGUAAAUCUCUCCCACCUGAUGGCAAUGGAGGGGUGUUUGCUUUGGACUGUGAGAUGUGUUACACAAGGCAGGGCCUGGAUCUGACGAGGGUGACGGUCAUCAAUUCUGAGUUGAAAGUCAUCUACGAUACGUUUGUCAAACCUGAAAGCAAAGUGGUUGAUUACAACACACGAUUUUCAGGUGUGACGGAGGAGGACUUGGAGAACGCCACCAUCAGCCUGAGAGACGUUCAGGCCGUGCUGCUCAGUAUGUUCAGUGCUGAAUCCAUCCUCAUAGGACACAGUCUGGAGAGCGACCUGCUCGCUCUGAAGCUAAUCCACAGUUCAGUCGUAGACACGGCCAUUGUGUUCCCUCACCGUCUCGGCUUGCCGUACAAACGUGCCUUGAGGAACCUGAUGGCCGACCACCUCAAACGCAUCAUCCAGGACAACGUGGAGGGCCACGACUCGAGCGAAGAUGCGUCCGCCUGCAUGGAGCUGAUGUUUUGGAAGAUCAAGGAGGAUGCAAAGGUUAAAAGAUGACCUCUGACCCCUCUGCUCCCACUGUCUUCAGUUCAACUUCCUGCCUUCACGUGGCUGCAGGGAGCCUGCACCUGCUCUCAGAGAGUUAAGGUCAGAGUGUCGGGGGGGAGGGCGGGACGGUUCAGCAAAGGUGGAAGUUUUCAGCAGAAGAAGCCCGAGAAGAGCCGACUGUUGUUGCUGCCUAACGGACUGAAUGAGAGAACUGCCAGUCCCUUCAAAGCAAUAGGAGCCUAAAUUAACAGUGAUUUACUUUGCUUAUUGGUAUUUCAGUUCUAAAUAAUGUUAGUUCAAAUGUAUUUCUGUUUUCUCAAACACUUUAUGAAUAAAAAAACACCUUUCUAUAGAACUACUUAAAAUGCCAGGGCAUUGUCCGCUGAACGAUAAUGAUUAAUAUGAUAUUCAUGCCAGGUUGAAUCUUCAGCCUAAAUUGCACUAUAGAAACGCUCUUGUUGUAUAGGGCCCAAGUCUGAGUACCUCAUCUGUGUUAUAAAGAAUUCACUUAUAAUGAAUAACACGUUACUUAGUUACACUUAAGUGCAUUGAUGUCUUAGUCUGUCGAACAUUUGCUAUGUAAAUGCACUUCUGUGUUGUUGUUUUUUUACACUGCACCUCAUUUUCCCGUCACUGAUCUCUGUUUAUGGUGCGGUUUAUUAUCGCGUUGUUGGUUGGCUCUCAAAAACCUGACUAAUCCUAUAAUACUUGAUCAUAAUAAAAAUACCCUCGGCGGAAAAGUUUCUGCUGCUACCUAUUUGCUAUAGUUGAUAGAAAAUAUCACUGUAUUUCAUAGUUCGGACAAAAAAAUACUGACUAUAUCUACCACUGUCUCUGUGCACUGCAUGUAAUAAAACCAGGAAUCAUUGUGAUAGCAGGUAUGUUAUUCCUCCAUAAGAACAAAAUUAGGUUCAGUUCUGUUGAAUUAGGCCCGGGUUAUUAAUUACACACAGUUUAUCAUUUAGUCAGUACCAGCUAACCUGUGCUGUUUUACGUUGGAAGUGACUGAAAACAUACUCGAGUGCUGUAAAUACGCUGUAAGCAGUUUCCUUUUUGUAUUUGUUCAUUUUUUGGUUGUUUAUCUUUUUCUAUUAAAAGGUAUUAGUUAAAAGAAA
Morone saxatilis (striped sea-bass) is the source of this 4904-nucleotide messenger RNA. RefSeq names its product REX1, RNA exonuclease 1 homolog (gene rexo1). Bases 1 to 3798 code for a protein of 1265 amino acids. The record is from RefSeq and is a predicted model, not a curated record. Gene Ontology annotation, cellular component: nucleus. Gene Ontology annotation, molecular function: exonuclease activity; nucleic acid binding. The transcript is spliced from 16 exons. Lineage: Eukaryota; Metazoa; Chordata; Actinopteri; Moronidae.